Messenger RNA from Pieris brassicae (large cabbage white), 720 nucleotides. RefSeq lists its product as uncharacterized. The transcript is spliced from 6 exons. Gene Ontology annotation, biological process: detection of chemical stimulus involved in sensory perception of smell; sensory perception of smell. Lineage: Eukaryota; Metazoa; Arthropoda; Insecta; Lepidoptera; Pieridae. The record is from RefSeq and is a predicted model, not a curated record. The annotation marks the transcript as partial. Gene Ontology annotation, molecular function: olfactory receptor activity; odorant binding. Gene Ontology annotation, cellular component: plasma membrane.
AUAGAUGGUACUUUUACAACAGUUAUAAUGGCUUGGCCUGACGUCAAAGAAAAGGGCUUCCUCCCUGACACGGUCAGAGUAGGAGCCUAUCUCAUAUGGUGGAUUUUCAUGAUCAGAGCUUCUGCGGUUUACGUUUUCGUAAUUACUUUGACUAUUGUACUGAGCCAUCAGUAUAAGAACUUACAAAGCUAUUUCUGUAAUCUUGAAGAGGUUUUUAUAACAAAUAAUAAUGAUAUGGAUGGAAAAGAGAAGGAAUAUGAAAGUGGUUUGAAAAUUGGUAUUGCUUUACACGCCGAAACUAUGUGGUGUGUCAAAGAAUGCCAAAGAAUUUGUAGAUGGGUGUUCAGUGGCCAGAUUACUAUUAACUUAACUGUAUUUUGCAUGCUCAUGUUACAAAUGGUGAACUCGGAGCGCACUUUGGUUAACGCUUUAGCGACACUGUCGACUAGUCUCGCCCUCCUUGUCAGCACUGGGUUCUUUAUGUGUAACGCUGGAGAUGUAACUGUUGAGGCAUCAAUUUUACCAACCGCAAUAUUCUUUUCGGGCUGGCAUCACUGCCGCGGUGAAUCCUCUAUACGCGUGAGGAACCUGAUCAUAUUUGCCAUUGCGCAAAGUCAGAAACCAGUCGUGAUGCGCAGCUUCAAUGUUAUAGAAAUGUCUUACAGAUCUUAUGUUUCGAUAGUGAAAUCGUCAUACUCCGUGUUUUCAAUCUUGUAUUGA